Tuber aestivum (summer truffle) is the source of this 1505-nucleotide messenger RNA. NCBI's taxonomy places the organism in Eukaryota, Fungi, Ascomycota, Pezizomycetes, Pezizales, Tuberaceae. The record is from the annotation of a GenBank genome assembly.
CGCCUUCCAUAGCAAAAAUCGGACUUCGGAACAAGCGUGAUUCUCUGUGAAUCUUCCGGGGUAAUUGCCAAGACAGUUCAGUGAAAGGGUUACCCGGCCACAACACUACGCCCUCAGGCGGAUCCACAAUUUCUGCGGCUCACACACUGUACUGUACUCGUGCUCCACUGGUUUUCAUGAUAAUAUCAUACAGCUUCACGUUCUAUUAUUGUCAUUACUAAGGCGAAAGGAACGAGAAUCCUCCCCUCAGCUACUGCACCCUUGUACUUUUUUUUUUUUCCCCUUCGCACCAGCCAAUUUCACAAAAUGGGUAACGACGGUGGCAGGUAAACUCAGCCCUUUCCUGGUCUUCCCAAUUCCGUUGGAUUCACCGCUAACACCCAAUAGCAUCCCCACCCGACGGGAGCUCGUCAAAUCGCCCACAAAGCAGAAAACCCACUCGCAACUGCGAGACACAAACGCUCAGACACAGACAUACCACUGGACGACCUGCCCGCUCUCCAAGCGACCACUCUCGGAGCCUAUAGUAUCGGACUCGGCCGGGGUGCUGUACAACAAGGACUCGAUAAUAGAAUGGCUGCUGAAGGGCGUGGAAGCGUUCGGCGACGGGGAGGAGGUGCUGGAGGGACGGAUACACUCCCUGAAGGACGUUGUCGAGGUCAAGUUUGAGGAAGGGCGAAUAUGUCCGGUUUCCAGGAAGGAGCUAGGGCCCGGGGUGAAGGCUGUCUACCUGGUUCCGUGCGGCCACGCCUUCUCCGAGAGCGCGGUGAAGGAGGUUGGGGAGGGGGUUUGCUUAAAGGUUUGUUUCUGUUUUACUGUUCCACAGCGCGAUAAUGAUAAUGGUUGCAAGGGUGUUAAUAAGUUUGUUGGUUGUGUGCCUAGUGCGAUGAAUCAUACACCGAUGAUAACGUCGUCGCAAUAAAUCCUACCGCUCCGGAGGACCUUCAGCAGCUCAAGGCACGGAUGGAAAAGCUGGCCGAGAAGGGACUUACGCAUGCACUUAAGUCUGCCGGCAAGACUAGGAAGCGGAAGAAGGAUAAGAAUGGGACCGGGAAGAACGGUGACAUCAAAGCGGGUGGUGAUGCGAUCGAUCCGGCAGCCCCGGCGGCGACUGCGGGUAGUGCUGCCGGUGGUGGUGGCGGUGGUAGCAGUGGCACCGGCAGCGUUGGUAGUAUCAAGAACCCUCUGACCGCGGGCCUCACGAGCAAGGUUCUCGAAGACGAGAGGGUAAAGACCAAGCGGAGGAAGGUCGAGAUGAGUGAUAACCUCAAGAGUUUAUUUUCCGGCGAAGAAAAGACAAAAUUGGGAAAGAGCGACUUUAUGAGUAGGGGGUAUAGCAUUCCCGGGGGCAAAUAGCUUUUCUUUCUUCUCUUGUCAUAUCGCUCCCUUUCUUCACUUCUCCCCCCCCGUUAUGGGUCUCGUGUCUCUCGGAUCCGAGAAUCCACCACACGCCAUUGUGGCAAUACGGCACUGUACUAUAAUGCUUAUCUUACAUUUCACAUUUC